AUGAACGACACUGACAAAGAAGUACCGCUUGACAAGGUCCUGUCAAGCUUUCUGACUGACGAGGAACUUCAGGAUGUAACAUUGGCAACAAAUGAUGGCCAAAAAGUGCGGGCAAACCGCUUUGUUUUGUCAGCUAGAUCUUCCGUCUUUCGCCGCAUGUUUCUUGGCAAUUUCUCAGAAGCCACCAAGCCAGAGGUAGAUGUUGGCUUCAGUGGAAGUAUCAUGCAGGAGAUUAUGGAAUACAUUCAUACAGAUACAUGUGCUAGUCUCAAUGAGAAAAAACGAAAGGAGAAAUGGGAUGCUCAAAAGGAGCUGGCUGAAAAAUUGGUGGCUCUUGCAGCCGCUUCAAUGUACUACAAUUUACCCAGUCUCACCAAGAAGAUAGAGCAGAGCAUGUCGAAAUUCCUGAAAAAUGCUCCCUCAUUGUCACUGAUGUUCUUGGCCACUUGCCACAAAGAAAGACCCUCAGUUCCGUCAGCAUUGCUGGAGCUUGCAUGGUCAUUUGUUCGGGCCAACAAAGAAGCCCUUAUGGAUGCAAAGGCACAGACUUGUGUGGAUGCAACUCUGGUGGAGGAGAUUGUGAAAGACGAAAAGUUGGAAAUGGAUGAAUACACUCUAUUUGUUUUUCUGACUCGAUGGGUUGACGGUAACCCAAAGGAUCGACAAGCCAUUGCCAAAAAGCUGGGAAGCAACAUUCGGCUUGAAAACAUCAAUCCCAUGCAUCUAUCUGCUUCAGUUGCCUCAUCUGGAUUGUUCAUGCCAGAUCAAAUCAAUGAAGCCUACAAAAGGCAAGCAUUGAAUGCCCAAAGGACCCACAAAGUAUCAUUUCAGCGAAAUAGGUUUCCCAUUGUUUGGAGAAAAUCUCUCACUACAGAGACUGGUUCGGGUGAGUCUCGUGAUGUCAACACAGACACCCUCAUUUGUCUUCCAAUCAAAGAAGGAAUCCAUGAAUGGACUGUGGAGCUAUUGAAUGACAAUGGUUGUAGGACAUCUGCUGUUUUUGGCAUUUUGUGCGAUGACACAUUUGUGGACAAUGGAUCUCUGGUUUAUACACAAAAGGGUGGGUGGGGAUUUGGUGACUGUGGUGAUGCCUACAGUGAGGGCAAACAAGGAACCCGUGAAGGAUUAGAUGCUAUCGGUGUGGGCGUAGAAGUCAAGCUGACACUCAACCUGAGUCCCAGUGAUAGGCAAAAUGGUACCUUGACCAUGCAGCUCUCGGAUUUCAAUUUCGAACGAAAGGAUUUUGCUUAUGACAUUGUCAACAACCUGCAUGAUCAUCUGAAAUUGCACCCUCGAGGGUUUCUUCCUGCAGUCUCAACUUGCCAUGGUGGUAAGGUCAAAUUUGUGAAAAUGAAGAAGCUCGCGGAAGUCUAG
Molecule: messenger RNA, 1374 nt
Organism: Seminavis robusta
Lineage: Eukaryota; Bacillariophyta; Bacillariophyceae; Naviculales; Naviculaceae
Source: the annotation of a GenBank genome assembly